UCGCAAUGAUACACUGGUCUAUCGACGCGAACAUCUGGGAACGAAGUUCGAAGUCGUAAAUAAUUGAGCACGCUCACUCGCGUCGAUCAAGUGGCCCGGAUGUCUUCCAAUUUCCAGCUCGACUAUGCCUCCUUGGACAAAUCCAGAUGGAAGAACCUCGCACCACCACCGGGGUUCUCAAACCGACAAUCCACAAGCAGCGCAAAACACCCAGCCAAGAAAGCAGACAAGGUAGCAGCGUCCUAUACCGCUCUCAAAGAAAAACGAGCAUGGGACCUCGCCAUCUCGCCCGCCAAGUCACUUCCUAUGCAAGCCUUCAUGCUCUACAUGUCCGGAGGAGGCGUACAGAUAUUUAGCAUGGGGAUCGUCUUUAUGCUACUCCUUACCCCCUUUAAGAACAUCGCUGGCAUGAAUGCAGCCUUCGCGCCCUUCGCACCCGCUUCGUCCAACUCGACUUCAUGGAACACUCUUCCACUGCAGAAGUUGGUAUACGUUGUGUGUAAUCUGCUAACACUAGCAGUGGGUCUAUGGAAAUGCCGGUCGAUGGGUCUUCUUCCAACCGGCACCGGUGAUUGGCUGGCAUUUGAAACCAGAAGUCAGCCACCGGAAAUCUCAUUUUGAUAAACCGCCUUCUGCUUCGUGUCUCAUCCAUCUCCUGCCACGUUGUCAGGUCAUGCAUUAUAUUCUGCCCAAGGUUGGUAGAACAUAUAUCCUAGGUACCGGUUCUGCCUAGCGUAAUUCUAUGUUUCCUACCGGAUGGAGAUCGGUUAUUUUCCCCCCGUAUUCCUGUGGUAUCCUCGCGAUU
Messenger RNA from Pisolithus orientalis, 805 nucleotides. RefSeq lists its product as uncharacterized. Gene Ontology annotation, biological process: protein folding in endoplasmic reticulum. The coding region runs from base 100 to 621 and encodes 173 amino acids. NCBI's taxonomy places the organism in Eukaryota, Fungi, Basidiomycota, Agaricomycetes, Boletales, Pisolithaceae. Gene Ontology annotation, cellular component: EMC complex. The transcript is spliced from 5 exons. The record is from RefSeq and is a predicted model, not a curated record.